CUCCGGGGCAGCCUCCAGCUCCAGCCGCUCCCUCUCGCCGCCCCGAGCCUGCGCAGCAGCGAACAGGAGGGCCAGAAGCACCGAAGGAGAAGAAGACGCAACGAGCGCACGGCCCGGAAUUUGGGCCUCGCGUGCCGCUCUGCCGGGGGCAGUGGCCCGAGCGUGGCCUCCUCGCCCUCUCCGGCCUCUCGGGGCCGCCUCGCGCCUCGGCGCUGCUCGACCGCCGCCUGACCCUCCUGCGGCCGCUGGCUGCACGGGCGCUCCGCUGGUGCUGGCCCACCACGCCUCGGCGCCGACGUGCGAGCCGCUUCCCGGUCCCAGGCGCCGCCAACAGCGUCCCGACGGGCCUCGUGUACCCCUCCCCCGAGGAGGCGGCGAAGACCCGCGAGGUGGACGGUAUCAAGCUGUAUUCCACCCACGCCUGGACCGACGACAUGGUGCCCAUCCUCGAGGCCGAGAGCAAGCCCGAGACGCCGCCGGUGAUGAUCGGCGUUGCCGCGGACUCCGGCUGCGGCAAGUCCACCUUCCUCAGGCGGGUGCUGGGCGCCCUGGGUACCGAGGUGAAGCCAGGGCACACGGCCAUCGGCGACAUGCUGACGGUCAUCUGCCUGGACGACUAUCACAUCAACGACCGGGCAGGCCGCAAGGCUACUUCUCUGAGCGCGCUCGACGCCCGCGAGAACGACUUUGCGCUCAUGGGGGCGCAGAUCGAAGCCCUGAAGCAGGGCAAGGCGAUUUAUAAGCCGAUCUACAACCACGACACGGGCAACAAGGACCCCCCCGAGCUGAUCCAGCCGAACAAGGUCUUCGUCGUGGAGGGCCUCCACCCGAUCUAUGACGAGAAGGCCCGCUCCAACCUCGACAUGGCACUCUACAUCGACAUCGUAAACGACGUCAAGUUCGCCUGGAAGAUCCAGCGCGACGUGGCCGAGCGCGGCUGGACCGAGGAGCAGGUCAGGGAAGACAUCGAGAAGAGGCUGCCCGACUUCGCCGAGUACGUGGACCCGCAGAAGAAGGACGCCGACGUGGUUUUGCGCUACGAGCCCUCCGACCAGGGCCUGCCUUACCUCAAGGUCAAGCUCAUUCAGAAGAAGGGCGGCGCUUUCCCCGCUAUUUCCCUGAAGAAGGAGAUGUCCCUCACUGGGAGCAAGCCGGGCGCCACCAUCAAGCAGUACGACGACGAUUGGUACGGCAGCCCAGUGAGCGUGAUCGAGAUGGACGGAGAGAUUGACAUGGACAACAUGGCAGAGCAGGUGGCUGAGAUCGAGGCCAACAUCGAAGGGUUGAACGGCCGCAGUCCCAGCGAGCUUACGGAUGCGAUGGUCAAGCUUAAGGACAGCCCAGGAUCGCAGAACGGCACUGGGCUCCUUCAGGCUAUCAUCGCCAUGAAGAUCCGCGAGGUCUACGACAAGCUCACCGCCUGAUCCCAGCAUGAGCGAGAGGUUGAGCGGGCAUUUCGACGUGGCACAUCCCGUAGGGUUUUUUUAGUUUUAGUUUUAGUUUAUUACUGAUUUUUCUGGCGCAGAGAUUGCGCCAACAUCCAUGUCCGUCGUCGCAUGUGGGCAGGUGUACAAAACCUCUGUCCUCCCUCCUCCUUCUUUCAUCCUCCUCGAAGCCUCAGGGUAGUGCGGGGUCCGUGACAUGGCGAG
Molecule: messenger RNA, 1649 nt
Organism: Prorocentrum cordatum
Lineage: Eukaryota; Dinophyceae; Prorocentrales; Prorocentraceae
Source: the annotation of a GenBank genome assembly